GCAAAAUUAAUGUCAAAGUAAUGUAGAGUAUUUUCUGUGUCUUUUUGAUCUUUCUCGCAUUUUCUUUUCUUUUAGAGAGAACUCAAUUCAAACCAUGGUUUUCAUUCAUGAAACCUUUAACAUUGUAUGUCACCCUGUAAACAUGGUUUUGCUGCUCAUCAUUUUUCCGUGUUACCUGGUUUUCAAGAUUCUCCACUUCAUCGUAAGAUCGGUGUUUAGUGAAAACGUUGCAGGAAAAGUGAUACUAAUCACUGGAGCCUCUUCUGGCAUAGGCGAACAUCUAGCAUAUGAGUAUGCCAGAAGAGGAGCGCGUCUAGCACUUGUUGCAAGAAGAGAGAAUCGACUCAAGGAGGUUGCUAGCAAUGCCAAAUUGCAUGGAUCCCCUGAUGUGAUCAUCAUUCCUGCAGAUGUUUCAAAUGCUCAAGAUUGUAAACGAUUUGUUGAAUCAACAAUCAAACACUUUGGACAAUUGGAUCAUCUGGUGAACAAUGCAGGAGUAGGUCUUCUCGGCUUGUUCGAAAAAACCCCUGAUAUCACUAAUUUUACUCCUGUAAUGGACAUUAACUUCUGGGGUUCUGCAUAUGGCACUUACUUUUCAAUCCCCCACCUCAGAAAAAGCAAAGGCAAGAUCAUAGCAAUAGCUUCCUGUACUGGAUGGUUGCCUGUUCCAAGGAUGGCCAUCUACAAUGCGAGCAAAGCAGCAGUUAUCAGCUUAUAUGAGACUCUGAGAUCUGAAUUGGGAAACGACAUUGGUAUAACUAUAGUCACUCCAGGGCUGAUUGGGUCAGAAAUGUCGCAAGGGAAAGUCCUAUCAAAAGAAGGCAAGAUGGUUUUAGAUCAACAAAUGAGAGAUAUUCAAGUGAGUUUGAUGCCCGUAAGAUCAGUCACAGAGGCCGCCAAAGCAAUCGUGAAAAGCGCAUGCCGCGGGGAUUCGCAUUUGACGGAGCCAGCAUGGUUUAGUACAAUGUUCUAUUGGAAGACAUUAUGCCCUGACUUGUUAGAAUUUGUUAGUCGCAUGUCACUAGUGUCGGGUUCUUCGGAGAGGGAUACAGUUAGCAAGAAACUCCUUGAUGUAACAAGCUUAAAGAAAUAUCUGUAUCCCAAGUCAGUGAGAAAUCCCAAUCUCAAACCCAACUAAACAUCAGUGGUAAAGUGCCGUUGAAAUUAAUAUUAAUAAGGAAAUAAUAGACAAGAUUCCCUCCAAGGCUUUAAGUCUUGAUUCUUGAAGGAGAUCAACUGUCACCUGUUUCAUUUUGA
Messenger RNA from Cajanus cajan (pigeon pea), 1257 nucleotides. RefSeq names its product 11-beta-hydroxysteroid dehydrogenase A. The record is from RefSeq and is a predicted model, not a curated record. Gene Ontology annotation, cellular component: cytosol. Gene Ontology annotation, molecular function: oxidoreductase activity. NCBI's taxonomy places the organism in Eukaryota, Viridiplantae, Streptophyta, Magnoliopsida, Fabales, Fabaceae.